Messenger RNA from Rhincodon typus (whale shark), 995 nucleotides. RefSeq names its product RNA polymerase I subunit F (gene polr1f). The transcript has 3 exons. NCBI's taxonomy places the organism in Eukaryota, Metazoa, Chordata, Chondrichthyes, Orectolobiformes, Rhincodontidae. The record is from RefSeq and is a predicted model, not a curated record. Bases 159 to 752 code for a protein of 197 amino acids.
CUUUUGACAUAUUUAUUAGUUUGCAGGGUGUCCCAAUUGCUUUUGAUAAAGUGAGAUUAAUUGGUGAAUUGGGUGACAUCUAUGACGACCAAGGGUAUAUCCAUCUCAAUAUUGAAGCAGACUUUGUUAUCUUCAGGCCUAAAACUGGACAGAAGCUGAUGGGUAUCGUGAAUAAAGUUGCUCCAAGUCAUCUUGGCUGUCUAGUACAUGGGUGUUUUAAUGCUUCAAUACCCAAACCACACAAGGCAAAUGGAACUUGGCCAGGCUUUGCAGUAGCAGUGGGCGAUAGCUUGAAAUUUGAAGUUCUGCAGCUGGAUGCUGAUGUCGCCGGUGUACUGUGCAUUCGAGGACAGUUGCUUUUAAGGUUGCAGGCAACAUGUGUGGAUUCAGAAGGACCACUAGAAAAUAAUAGUGGAGAACAAAAUGAUGGCAUAGUACGCAAGAAGAAAAAGAAAAAGAAGAAAGAUGAAAAAUGGGACCAAGAAGUUGAAGAGACUGUGAAUGAUGAGAUUUUAGACAAGAGUUGUCAUGAAGAUCAAAUGGAAAAAGCUGAAAUAAUUUUAGAAAGUAAGAAACACAAAAAGAAAAAGCGGAAGACAGGGGAACUAAAUGUAGACACUGAAAUCCAUGGGCGAGAUGACAGUGAUUACUUCAGUGACAAAGCAGUUAAGAAAAAGAAAAGAAAAUUGUCUGAGGGUGAUUCAGAACAUACCGGUUAUGCACAAGAAGCAAAACGCAAAAAAAAAUUUUGAAAAAUGUAUAUAACUGUAUGUACAGAGUUCAAAAAUUCCUUGAAUAGUGCCUUGCAGAAGAUUCCCAUAUUUUGUAUUUUUAUUUUGAGAUUCAUUUAUUGUUGUAUCAUUCUCUUCGGCACAUUUUGAAGAAAGUAUAAACUUGUUCUAUAAAAUGUAUUGAUUUUUGUUGCUUCGGUGAUGUUUGUAUUACAAAUAAAGGAGCGUUUGGCUUGUGCUCCAAAGAUGGAGUGAAAUGUAAAA